Molecule: messenger RNA, 690 nt
Organism: Magallana angulata
Lineage: Eukaryota; Metazoa; Mollusca; Bivalvia; Ostreida; Ostreidae
Exons: 3
Coding region: 43-690 (215 amino acids)
Source: RefSeq, a predicted model, not a curated record
UCACCAAAGACAUAUUUAUUUAUAUUUUUCGUUUUAAACGCUAUGUGCAGCGGAUCAACCGUCUUCAAGAGUUAUUACGGCAUCAAAACAAACGAGUAUCCUAAAUCCUCGUGUCACAGAAUUGAUUAUAUAAGAAGUAAGGGCCAAUGUCUAGGAGCAUGCGUUACCACAACGGAUAAGAUAGUCAUGAUAAGCCACGAUGAAUCCACAAAAACCUGUAUGUGUUGCAACGACAUCACAGGAAGCGACAUAACUGAUCCAACUUGGAAGUCGUAUGUCCCACGUUCAUUCCCAUGGUCUGACGGCUGUAAGACUUACAACUUGUCAUCACAACAAAUAUGUUUAAAGUAUUUCCCAGUUCUUGCAAGAUACUUAUCAGCUAGAAACCUUUGUCAGGCGGAAGAUGGUGAUCUGAUUAAAAUUGAUUCCAAGGAAAAGUUUGACAUUUUCAAGGAUUAUCAUGUGCCGAUUGCCAACAGUGAAACAAUUCAAGUGUGGGUUCAAGGGAAAAAAGUCGGAGGUCUGUGGCAGUUUGAUGACGGAACUCCAAUACCUGACGUCUGUCCCAUCGGCAUGAGUAAUCAACCAGGGGAAGUGCAUUACCGGGCCUACGGUUCUACAUCAUUUAACUGUGCUGAUGCUCCUAACAGUGACCUAUAUAAUUAUACGUGUGCAUACCAUCGUUUUUAA